Messenger RNA from Bubalus bubalis (water buffalo), 9828 nucleotides. It is a transcript of the gene ZNF454, whose product is annotated as zinc finger protein 454. Gene Ontology annotation, cellular component: nucleus. The transcript is spliced from 6 exons. Gene Ontology annotation, biological process: central nervous system development; regulation of transcription by RNA polymerase II. Bases 6395 to 7888 code for a protein of 497 amino acids. The record is from RefSeq and is a predicted model, not a curated record. Gene Ontology annotation, molecular function: DNA-binding transcription factor activity, RNA polymerase II-specific; RNA polymerase II cis-regulatory region sequence-specific DNA binding. NCBI's taxonomy places the organism in Eukaryota, Metazoa, Chordata, Mammalia, Artiodactyla, Bovidae.
CUAAUGUGAGUUCUCAGCUGGGUUGAGAACUGAACCUGAUGACAAAAGAACAUCCUGGGUGCAUCUCCCCAGACUGGAAGACCAAGACUUGAAACAAAAGAGUCAACUACGAAGCCCAAGUUAUUGAAGAUUUAUCUUAUGGGAUUCUCCUUUGGACAUCAGAGACUUCACACUGGAGAGAAAAUGUGAGAGUGCUUAACUGGACAACCCAAAGACCUGGUAUGUAGUCCUGAUCUGCUACUAACUUGGACAAGUCACUUAGUUUCACCAGGUCCCAGUGUCCUUAUUUGGUAAAUGAGGGAUUUUUAGAUUUAGAAGGCUCCAAGAUUGCUACAGUGUUAAAAUCCCAUAAAUAUAAUGAAUGCUUGAAAAUCCUUGAUUUUUCACCAUCUUAUAUAUGUUAUCUAGAUGCUCCUAUUCCACAAUCUGGUUUCCCUGAAUCUGUUCAGUCAAAAUUUUGUACCUCCACCAACUUCUAUGAUUGUUUCAUGUCCUCCUCUACACCCUUUUACUUUCUCCUCUGAAAUAUUGGCUGGUUGCUACCAGAUGACAGAAUAAUUGUACAGAUCUUAACACAAUAGCAUGCUGUUUUAAUUCUCCAAUAACAGUCAUUAAACUAUUGUUAAUAAGCUAAUUAUUUAGAAAACAAUAUAACAAAUAUAGUCUUAGAGUACAUAGGAUUCAAACACAUUUUUGGAUUGUACUCUUAACUAUCAAAGUGGAAAGGAGAGGAAGCUAAACACUAACAGACAUGAAUAUCUGAUGUUAUUAACAAAAUCUUUACAACUCAUAAAAUAUUCAAAACAGUCAUAGGGAGAGAUUUUAUAGAUCUAUAGUUAUGAGAGUAGUUAAAGCAAUUUCAUUUAUAGGUGAUAAAUAUGAUUAGGAAAUCAAACUGAAAAAGAUAGUCUUUGUUUUCCUAGGGCUAAACUAAGAAACUAGCAGUGGGAUGGGAGAGAAAAGGAAGAAUUCAAGCAAUGAUAAGGCAGAAUCUAGGUAUAGUGGUAAUUAAGUGUGAGCACUCAGAUUUAUUUAGGUGGAUGGCUGCCAUAAUUAACACAAAAAGUUGACUGACUUUGUGAGGCAAUGAUGAGUUUGGUCUGGGGGCAUUUUAUGAGUGAGUAGUAUCCAAAUGAAGAUUACUGAUAGGCAGUUGAAUAAGUAGAAGGGUGGUGAUAAAAGGGGAUUCUGGGAGUACUGUCUUUAAAUGCAGUAAGUAGAAGGCUAAACUAAGAAGCUUUGCUGGUAGCUCAGCUGUUAAAGAAUCCACCUGCAAUGAGGGAGACCUGAGUUUGAUCCCUGGGUUGGAAAGAUCCCCUGGAGGAGGGCACGGCAACCCACUUCAGUAUUCUUGCCUGGAGAAUCCCCAUGGACUGAGGAACCUGGUGGGCUACAGUCCAUGGGGUCAUAAAGAGUCAGACAUAAAUUAGCACACACAAGUGGGAGAUGUCAAAUUAGUAGAAGCUGAGGAGAAAAAAACAGGCAAAAAAAAAGAAAAACAGAAAAAUCAGGAGAAGGUGGUGGCAUAGAAGUAAAAGAAUUUUAGCAUAGAGAUAGAUUUUCAAAUGCUACAGUAAGGUAAAAAUAGAAAAUAGCCUUUGGUUUUUUAUAAUCUCUAACUUUUAGCGGGUUGAAGACUGAGUUAAAGGUUGAAAAGGACUUAAUAGCUUGAUUGACAAAGGAGAGAUUUAGGAAGGUAACUAGAGGGAGACUGUGGUUGAGAGAGGGAAAGCUUUUGGCUACAAAUAACAAAGCCCAAAUAACAAUGGCUUGCAAGCAAAGAGGGAUUUGUUUUUCUCCCAUAACUAAUCUGGAGGUGCUUGGCAUUGUUUCAAAGGCAAAAUAAUUCAGUGCCUUGAGUGUCAUGACUUUUUCAUCAAGUCACAGGAUGGCUCCCAUAGUUCAGGUAAAAUAUCUGCAUUCAAAGCAGGAAGAAGGGGUGGGUAGGACCAGCAACAUCUGUGCCUUUUAUCAGAAAGGGUUUUCCCAGAAACCCUCAGCAGACUUCUGAUUACAUCUUAUUGACCAUAGCUGCUGUGUUGCAUGGAGGCUAGGAGCAAAGGAAUCAGAAAAAAAUAUUUAGCUCUUCCAGCCUCUAUAGUGGAGUUUAGGCAAGCAAAGGGGGGGAUUGAGAAAGGUGUUGAUUUAGCCAACAAAUAAUCUGCCAGGAGCAUUUGUAUGAUUUAAGGCAGAAGAAUUGAGCAUGUUUAUCACUGCAUGGGAGAGUCUGAAAGUGCAGAGAGGAGGGAAUGUGCAGUUCAAAGUGGGGAAAUCAGAUCUAGGACAGAGGCAGAGGCCACAGGGAUCUUUUUCAACAGGAGGAAGGAAACUUUCCACUGGGAGAGGGGUGAACAAGAAACAAUGGGUACAGAAGAUAUUUCUGGAUAGCAAUGGAGGUUUCCCAUGGACUCUUGAGUGUUUAGAACUACAUCAUUUUGAUCUCUAUGGGCUACAGGACCUCUACAGAGUUUAAAAAAAAAAAGGCAAGGACUAAGGGGGAAUGAAACACUGAAUUAAUUAUAACCUCAGAAACUUAGAUUUUAAAUAAUGUCUCUCCCUUACACCAGCUUCUUACUUUCCCUUUAUAUAUUUGUUUUUCUUGUUCCCCACCUGAUCUCAAAAGAUAGAAAUGAAUGGAAGAAGGAAGCAGAGAGGCAGAAAAUAGAUGAAAAAUGAAAAAGUAGCAAAAUUAAAGGCUCAAAGGGAGGCAGAGGAUGAGAAGGAGAGGAAGAAUAAAAUGUACUGAAGCCUAUAAGAUGGAUGUGAUAACCCCAAAUUGGUAAAAUGUUAACCUUUAGAGGGAGCAGCAGGAGAAAUGGGUCAGAUAAAUGAAGGUUUCACUUUUUCAGGAGUUUUGGAAGCUUCGGGUCCUCAUAUGUCAGUGCUCAGCCAUCCUGGGCAACAAGGAAAGAGGAAACUUCUGCACCUUUCUUCCCAGCAGGGGCAGGAUUCCUGGUCCCUAGACAUGAGAGACCCUGGGCAAGGCACUUAAUAUAUCGCUGUCUCAAUUUUCUUAUUUGUUAACAGUGCAGACCUUAUAGCUUUGGAUUACAUUCAGUACUAAUGUAAAAUGCUUAGUGCCCAACACAUAUUUAGUGCUAAAUAAAUAUUAUCACUUUCAUAUAUAUGAACAAUAUCCAAACUUGUUAGCAUGGUAUCCAGAGCCUUUAAUUAUCUCAAUUAUCUUGGGCUCUGAAAGCAAAUACCUUGUAGGAAGGUUAUAUAAUUGUAGGAGGCUCUCUCCUCCUUCUAUUACCCCACUGCUGUAACAGCCUUCUAACUGCUUUCCCUGUAUUAGCUCUAGCCCCACCACAGCCUUUUCUCCCCAAAGCAGACCAUUGAUUCUGUCAAAAUGUAUUCAGCCACACCACUCUUUUGCUUAAACCCCUUUGAUGGUUUCCUAUAACGUAUAGAAUAAACCCAAACUUUUUACCAUGGCCUUCAAGCCCUCUAGUCCCUUCUAAUCUCCUCUCCCACUCUCCCUUGUUGACUGUGCCCUCUUCUGUCAUACUGGCCUUCUUAAACCACAGACUCACCAACAACACCUCUAUCUCUGGUCAGCAUUUCUGUUCUCUUCCCAAUAUUCAAAUGUUUUCCUUCCUUACUGCAUUCAGAUCUCUGCUCAAAUGUUACCUCCUCAAAGAGAACUCAAAGUACUACUUAAAAUAAUCCCCACUUCCCCACCCAGUCACACUCUAAACCUAACAGCCUAAGUGUGUCAUCCGUUCAGUUCAGUCACUCAGUAGUGACCGACUCUUUGCGACCCCAGGGACUGCAGCACGCCAGCCUUCCCUGUCCAUCACCAACUCCCGGAGCUUGCUCAGACUCACGUCCAUCGAGUCGGUGAUGCCAUCCAACCGUCUCAUCCUCCGUUGUCCCCUCCUGCCUUUGAUCUUUCCCAGCAUCAUUCCAGUGAGUUAGUUCUCCGCAUCAGGUGGCCCAAGUACUGGGGCUUCGGCAUCAGUCGUUCAGUGUGUCGUCACUGCCUAAUAAAACAUUUUCUGUUUAUUGAGUACUACCUCUAGUAGAAUUCAACCUGCAACAGUGCUGUUGUUCAGUCGCUCAGUCGUGUCUCUUUGCUACCCCAUGUACUGCAGCAUGCCACGGUUUCACUAUUUCUCCGGUCCUUAGAACAGUGCCUGACACAAGCAGACACUCCAAAGGUGUCUACAGAAUGAAAUAGUCAAUAAAAACAUAAACAGAAUGCCGUAAGUAAACACUGCUUUCUAAGAUGUGGCCAACAGUUCCCUAAUUGACAAAUCUCAGGUCUCAUUAUUGACUUUUUUUUUUGGCGGGGUGGGGUUGGGGGGAGAUAAAACCCUUUCGUGUUUACUUUCCGAGCUCCCAGAAAAUACAUAUUCAAAGGCAACUAAAUAUCUCCAGUUGGAGUUUUCUAUACUUUAUCUCAUCCUUGCCCGCCUCUGCAAGAUACUGUCCACAAAAAUAAAUACCAUCUCUCUAGACAGCACCCAAUUGUACAAUACAAACUCCUGGGCAUCAAGGCUCCUUGCUAAGACGUGGAGAACCAAAUUUAUUCUACCUCGUGGACGUUUCUCGCACCAUGCCCUCUGUCCUGUGGCCACCAUCCUGUUCCCAGCCAGCAUCCGCUGAAUCCUCAACUACCGCAGCAGCCUCCUCAGUCAUCUGCCCGCACCUCUGUCGACCUGGUUCCCGCGUCCCACUCAUCGCCCGAACCACGCUCCGGCCCAAACACCAGGACCCACUGUUAGCAUCUUGAGCGUUCCCGUGGCCGAAGCACGGCCCCACUGCCUUCGCUAGUAAUCGCGCGGUCCUCCACUCGGGAACGCUCCUUUUCGACUUGUCUCCUACUGAGAACUUGAGGCGCGUCCCGGUUCCGCUCUCCUCGUCGGAUCAGGCGCCGCUCCCCCGGCAUGACCUCCCGUGUCCCUUUGUCAACUUUUCGCUGGUGUCUAUCUUCGUCAUGCUGACCAGAACGGAACCAAAUCCGCACGUGAGGAUCAGCGUGUUGGGGGGUCACCUGCCUGGGGAACCGUGACCACCAGGCGAGUCCCUGGGAAAUGUAGUUUCGGCACCAAACCCUCUCUGGCCCGGGCUCGGGGGUGGGGGGGGCCUACCUGCGCAGGCGCGCAACGUCACUUUCUCCGCCCAGCGCGGAGGCCGGCGCUUGCUGCCGAUAUGCCUUCUGGGAAGUGGAGUCUGCGAAGCAGGAGCGCGGCAGCUCUCGGACCUGUGAGAAUCCGGCGAAGCAGGUCCCUCGGCAACGCGCAAGCGCAGUUCCGACCCCGACUGCAGCCCAGCUCAUUGUGUUCUGCCUGCGAUGUGGCGGUGUGGAUCUCACCGCUGGCAGAGGCUCCUCGAAGGGCAACCCAGCGGUGACUAGGCACGGUGGCCAAAGCCGUAUCGGGAGAGCGGGAGCAGCCUUGGGGUGGUGGAGCUGGUGGGAAGGGCGGCUGAAAACCGAGUCGGUCUGGGUAGUGGUCCGUUCUGAAGGACGCUGAUCUGACGCCCCAAACUUCCCUGGAUGUAUGGCCAAGGUUAGAUUCCAAAGACAAAAAGGCCAAGUGUGGGCUCGGGUUUAGGGUCCGAAUCCGCGGGUGCAUGUGGAGAAAGAUACGGUCAGGGUCACUGGUUUGUGAUUUGGAACCAACUCCGGUAAUCCCGUUUACGCUCGGUGGUAGAUGCUCCCGGUGUGGUUCGGCUCCCUGUAUCUGGAACUCGCUGAGGCCGGGUCUGCAGCGGCGCAACCACUGCACCAGCUCCCCAAGGGACCUAGCUGAGAGGCAGAGGGCCGGUCACCCAAACCGGGUCCCAGAGAAGGAGGCCUGAGGCUAGAGAACAGCAUAGCCUGAGAGACGUCUCGACAGUGAAGAUGCAGCCUUCUUAGCUUCUUUUUUGAGGAGAAAGAAGACGACCCUCCUUCCUUACUUCCUCUACUCCCCUCCCAGGAUUAGGCAGGUGUCCAGGCAGGAGUCACACGUUUCUUGAGAUCUCUCAGCAUAAUUUAAGGGCAAAAGGCCAGAGGGUGUGUAAAAAGUGUGAAAUCGGGCUGGAGGAUGCUUUUUUCAAGGAAAAGUCAAGAUACUGAAGGAAAGGUACUGAGAAUUUGACUCAAGUUGCUAGGGGGAAAUUGAUGGGGAAUAGUGGGAGUAGCAGCAAGAUGAGCUAUUCCCUUUACAGUGGAGGCCAGCAGAAAUAUCCCCGAAGAGGAGAGAGGAUUGGGAGCAAACAGGGACUAAGAAUUCACUGUUUGGGGUAUUGGAGGAUUCCCAGGGUGUGAAUGCUCAAAGCCCCCCUUUGGACUGCUGUGUGAUAUCUUUUGACCCAGUCCUCUCCUCAUGAACAGUAGAAGGUGUUUCCAGCCUGAGGAUUUCCACUCUGCUUGUCUCUAAAAAGGCUCAUCAGAGAAGAAGGAAUGGCAGUCAGGUGCCUGCCCGCCAUGGUCCAGGAAUCAGUGACCUUCAAGGAUGUGGCCGUGCUUUUCACCCAGGAUGAGUGGGCGCAGCUGAGUCCUGCCCAGAGGGCCCUGUACAGGGAUGUCAUGCUCGAGAACUACAGCAACCUGGUGUCCCUGGACUGGGUGAUUACACCUAUGAAUAAGAAAUCUAUUCUCAAGGCAGAUAUUCCUGAAGGAGAAUUGGGUCAGUGGAUGAUAAAGGAAAGAUUCACUAGAGAUAGUUGCUGGAAAUAUGAUGACCUGUUGGAAUGGCAGCAUGGAGGCCAGGAGAUAAACUUGGAGCAAGUAGUGCUUGCUCAUGAGAAAACUUCAUCUGUGGUUGGCGACCAGAAAUGUGAUGAAUCUGGGAAACACGGCACCGUGAACUCAUCUUUUGUUCAAAGUCAGGGAUUUCAAUCUAGCAAAAAAGCCUUUGAGUGUAGUGAGUGUGGAAAAGUCUUCACUAAGAGUUCAACCCUCAAUAAACAUCAGAAGAUUCAUAGUGAAAAACUUAAUGCAAAUCAGAAAAUUGUUAUUAAAGAGAAGCGAUAUGAAUGUAGAGAAUGUGGGAAGGCCUUUCACCAGAGCACACACCUCAUCCAUCACCAAAGAAUUCACACUGGUGAGAAGCCAUAUGAAUGUAAAGAAUGUGGCAAGGCCUUCUCAGUGAGCUCCUCACUUACUUAUCAUCAGAAAAUUCAUACUGGAGAGAAACCUUUUGAAUGCAACUUAUGUGGAAAAGCUUUUAUCCGAAACAUACACCUUGCCCACCAUCACAGAAUACAUACUGGAGAGAAACCUUUUAAGUGUAAUAUAUGUGACAAAGCCUUUGUGUGUAGGGCACAUCUUACCAAACACCAGAAUAUUCAUAGUGGAGAGAAACCCUACAAAUGUGAAGAAUGUGGCAAAGCCUUCAAUCAGAGUACAAGUUUUCUUCAGCAUCAGAGAAUUCACACUGGAGAGAAGCCUUUUGAAUGUAAUGAAUGUGGAAAGGCCUUCAGGGUGAACUCUUCCCUUACCGAACAUCAAAGGAUUCAUACCGGAGAGAAACCUUAUAAAUGUAAUGAAUGUGGAAAAGCGUUCAGGGAUAAUUCAUCCUUUGCUCGACAUCGGAAAAUUCAUACUGGGGAGAAACCUUACAGAUGUGGUUUGUGUGAGAAAGCCUUCAGGGACCAAUCAGCCCUAGCCCAACAUCAGAGAAUUCAUACUGGGGAGAAGCCUUACACAUGUAAUAUAUGUGAGAAAGCCUUCAGCGACCAUUCAGCCCUCACUCAGCAUAAGAGAAUUCAUACUAGAGAAAAACCUUACAAAUGUAAAAUCUGUGGGAAAGCCUUUAUCCGAAGUACACACCUGACUCAACAUCAGAGGAUUCACACAGGAGAGAAACCUUAUAAAUGUAAUAAAUGUGGGAAAGCUUUUAACCAGACUGCAAACCUCAUUCAGCAUCAGAGACAUCAUAUAGGAGAAAAGUGACAUGGAAGAGCCUUGAGACUGAGUGUAUUAAUUAUUGAAUGCAGGAGAAUAACCAUGAAAGCUUACUUGAAGAUAGUCAUUUUUUUACUGAGAGUCAAGGUUCACACUAGUAUGGGUUUUGAGACCUUAAGAAUGGCAAAUACUUUUCAUACUUCAGGAAGUAUCUUGGUUGAAUAGCAGUGAUAUGUAAUUAGUCUGAAUUACCAAGUAUCAGAACCAGAAUGGACCUUCAUUAACCACAUGGAAAUUAGUUCACCAUUAAGAGAAAGUAUAAAAUUGUAAAAAUUAAGGUUGAGAAGCAAAGGAACAAAAAAGAAAAUGGUCUAUAAGCAUUUUACUUUACUUGUAGGAGGAUUUCUACCUUUAAUGGAACCCUUUGUUUUCCUCACCCCCUACUGCUGACACCAGCGUAAAGAAAGUACAGUUAUCUAAGCAUUGGCCCAGGAGUUAAACUAUGCUUCCUGCUUUCUGCUUCAAACCACUUUUUGUCACACUUCCCUGGUUCAUACGUCCACUGGCUUCUUACUUGUAUUCUCCUCCUGGGAUAAUUCAUUUGAUCGGUGUGUCCUUUUUUGAUUUAGCAACUCCUAAUUGGUGGCAUCACAUCAAUUACUACCACCCAGUUUGCUCUUGAGGACUGGUGACUUGACCUCAUACACAGCCCAUGAUUCUGGAUAUUGCACUAAACCCAGCUUUCAGAACACGGGACCCCUGUCUGGAAGGCAGAGGUUGAUCUAAAUUCCUCAGUUACCCAGUUCCUCUGGGCUUCAGCUUGACUCUCACCCUUGGAUAAUCCCUAAACUAGGGACAUAGUCUAUGCAGACAUUUCCUUCCAAUUGUUCUGCAUUGUAGUACUCCACACAUGGCAGUCAGGGGCAUGCUCAACUUUGGGUGUGAUGAUUCUAAAACCCAGAGGUGUUCUGGGCCACCUCUGCUUCUGUGACUUGCCAUUUCAUGAUGUGCAACUGAUGAGGUUAGAGCUUCAGGCAGGUUGUCAGAAUGCUCUUAACCACCCUUUCCCUUGGCUGGGCAGUCCUCUGUGUCCACUGCAUUAGAGUAUAUUUGUUGCUCCCAGAAUAUUGAACUGCUGGAUCCUGUUCCUUGCCUUCCUGUUGUCUACUUUUCUGAAGGUAUCAACUCUGUUCACGGAAGAUGGAGAGAGCUUUGAAUUUCUGAUUUUGCAUUUAAAAGUUGCCAUUUCCUCUCCACCACCUGGGUAUUCUACCAUGUAAAGAUUACCCCAUUCUGACAGUAGUGAGCAGCAUGUUGAGUAAUUCCAUGGAGUGACAUUCUCUGGCAGGGGCCGCUCCCAGAAGUUGGAGUGAUACUCUAGUCCUGCAGGUACAGUUCCCUCACUAUCUUUAAUUCUUUACUGCUGUCAGUAGACAUCACAGAUAAAAUAACAUCCAUGUGCCUUCAAACACAGCCCCUCAUGGCACCUCCCCUUCCCCAUCACAAAGAAUGAGGAGCCCACACUGCUGCAGGCUGGAGCAUGCUAAGGCAUGAAGGUGGAAGAGCAAGUCAGCUGUCAUCUGGGAAGCAGUGUGGCAGGUUCCUGGUCUGUGAAAGUGCUCUCCAUCAAGUUGGGUGACAUGCCAGCACCCAUGAAAGCUGUACCUCAGCUCCAAGUUACAGGAGAGGAUAUUCUUUGUGAUGGUGGAAUCAGGACUUCAGGUUGAACAUAGACUUGGAGGCUUCCAGUAGCUUUAAAGCCCCAAGUUCUCUAAAUUCAGCUACCACCUAAUAAAGGCCACCUACUUGGGUUGCUAUCUCCUGUUAGGUGAUCAACAACUCAUCCUUUCUCCCUGGAUGAGCUGCAGGUGAAGCGGCAUUUCAAGAGGUUGCUUGGAACCCAUCAUGCCCUGGGCCCAUACAUGUUCAUCUGUAGCUUCUCAUGGCUGGCAACCCCAGAUCCAACAAUAAACUUGGAAAACUGCUCA